Messenger RNA from Suillus subalutaceus, 1738 nucleotides. RefSeq names its product cation efflux protein. The transcript has 9 exons. Gene Ontology annotation, biological process: intracellular zinc ion homeostasis; zinc ion transmembrane transport. Bases 305 to 1678 code for a protein of 457 amino acids. Gene Ontology annotation, molecular function: zinc ion transmembrane transporter activity. The record is from RefSeq and is a predicted model, not a curated record. Lineage: Eukaryota; Fungi; Basidiomycota; Agaricomycetes; Boletales; Suillaceae. Gene Ontology annotation, cellular component: membrane.
GUCGUGCCGGCGCCGGUGAUCUGUAUCUUACUAUUCCGAAUUUCCGAGGCAGUGGACACGCGAACGUCGCGAAGUACUCGUGGCUGACACUAUGCCAUCCUGUCUUCGUGUCCCAGUCAGCUCGAGGCGAAUUCAGUACUAACGGCCCUUUGAAAUGUUGAUUCUAUCACAGCAUAAUUUCAACACUCUUUCUCCUUUUGUUCACUUCGAUCUCCCAAGUUCCACAUUCUUCUUUACUUAAAUCCCUUUCAGCUGCCUGUAGGUUUACGCGUACGGGUUCAGAGGGCCCCGGGUGGAGAUCACAAUGGCGCUAUCUCGUUCAGCUCGCAUAACACUGUUGCUCGUCAUUGACAUCCUAUUUUUCUUCUUGGAACUCGUCGUUGGUUAUGUUGUCGGUUCCCUUGCUCUCGUCGCCGAUAGCUUCCACAUGCUCAAUGAUGUGAUGAGCUUGGUUGUCGCUUUGUAUGCUAUCAAGCUCACGGGAAAGACCGCCGAUCAUUCUCGUUAUUCCUAUGGCUGGCAUAGGGCCGAAAUUCUUGCAGCUUUAACCAAUGGUGUUUUCCUACUUGCAUUGUGUUUCUCUGUUAGCUUGCAGGCAGUGGAACGCUUCUUCAGUAUUCAAGAUGUAUCGCACCCACUUCUCGUGGUCAUAGUGGGAGCCUGCGGUCUGGCCUCAAACAUUUUCGGGUUUCUCUUGUUCCAUGAACAUGGUCACUCUCAUUCGCAUGGUCAUUCUCAUGGUGACAAGGAGAGCGGCCAUGUACAUGCAUCACAUGCAACGCACACUGUCACCAACGAUAUACCCCUUCAGGACUCAUCGAUCACAGUUCGUACUCGCACAGGAUCUUACUCGUCGAUGUACGGACACCCAGCCGCUACCCGAGCUGCAGUUUCACAAGCCGCGCAGGAUAUUGCCAUAGCUUCCCCUGGUUCACACCAGCGAAACGCCUCAUCAUCAUCUCGUUCUAUACGGAUGGUUCCUGACGGUUCGGUAGAAAUAAACAUCACGGAGACUCGUAUCGACCACCAGCAUGGCAAAAUCGAAUCCUCCACAAGACCCCCACUUCCGAGCGGUCAAAGUCACAGUCAUGGUCAUUCACAUGGAUCAAUGAAUAUGCGCGCCCUAAUGCUUCACGUCAUGGGUGAUGCUCUCGGCAACGUUGGUGUGAUUGUUACAGGUCUCAUUAUCUGGCUCACCACUUGGGGUGGUCGGUUCUACCUCGAUCCCGCAGUCAGCAUCAUCAUCACUAUCAUUAUUUUCACAUCUGCCUUACCUCUAGUUCGGAAUACCUCGUUCAUCUUGCUUCAAGGAGUCCCACACACCGUAUCGCUCGAAGACGUGCGCGAUUCCAUCCUGAAAGUAGACGGCGUCCUAUCAGUACACGAGCUUCACAUCUGGCAGCUCUCAGAAUCCAAGAUCGUCGCAUCUGUACACGUCAUGGCCUCGAGGAACCAUGAUUUCAUGCCCAUCGCUGCGGACAUACGCAAGGCUCUGCAUCUGAAUGGCAUCCAUUCCAGCACCAUCCAGCCGGAAUACCAUUACCGUCCUUCUAUAACCAGUGAGGAUGGUCUGAAAACAUCUGUGGAUUCGCCUUGCUUGAUUCUGUGUCCUGAAGAUCAGCAUUGCGACCCCCUAGAGAAUUAUUGCUGCCCGCCGCCACCGCCGCCCACUGUGUGAACACAGCCAUAGUACCUAUACCUUAUUCUACUUCAUUAAAUAGUGGAGUCAUGAUCCAGA